AUGCAGCUGUGGAAUACUGCUCUCCAGCUCUGUCUGCUGGCUUCUGCUGCUGUCCCCGCGACCGCAGCAUCUUGGGGCUUUACUGAUGCCACCGUGUCAGUUCAGACCAAAGGCGCAGGUGUCGGAGCUGGACUGAAGGAACAGAUCCCCGACAACAAGCCUCUCUCCAAGCCCGUCUCCCUCGGGAGCUCAGAUACGUUGAAGGUCGUUUUGACAGCUCAGGAAGGGCGCACCCCGAAGGCAGCACACCAAGUCUUCCUUCUCCUCAAGGACCCCGAAACUGGCCUGGAUAUCUCGUAUCCAUUCAAUGUUAAGGAUAACGGAAAAUCAAGAAUUGAGCUGACUCAGAAAGACCUCCCCCUUCAAUUCCUCUCAGUGUCUGAGCCAGUUGAUGCGAGAUUCCUCAUCGGAUCCUUCGGUACCGCUAAAGCAUACAAUGAAGCCGCGUUCCAAUUGACCGUCGCUCGAAACCCUGACGUGCCUAUUCCCUCCGUCGAAGUCUCGCGAUACGGCAAACUGCCCGAGAUCCACCACAUUUUCAAGACCGAUGCUCAGAGCCCCAACAUCAUUAUUACUUUGGUCUUUGUCGGCAUGACUCUAACUGCUCUUCCAGUCCUUGCUGGCUUGUGGCUCUACCUCGGCGCCAACCUAAACCAUCUUCCUACCGCGUUCAAGUCGGCUCCCAUUCCUCACGCCGUCUUCCUCGGAUCGCUGAUUUCUUUCGAGUGGGUCUUCUUCCUUUACUACACUUCCUGGAACCUUUUCCAGAUCCUCCCCGCUGUUGCCGUGGUUGGCACUGUCGCGUUCAUCAGCGGCAGCCGUGCAUUGGGUGAGGUUCAGGGUAGACGUUUUGCUGGUCUUAGGUAA
Molecule: messenger RNA, 867 nt
Organism: Aspergillus wentii DTO 134E9
Lineage: Eukaryota; Fungi; Ascomycota; Eurotiomycetes; Eurotiales; Aspergillaceae
Product: putative oligosaccharyltransferase subunit ribophorin II
Exons: 4
Coding region: 1-867 (288 amino acids)
Biological process (GO): protein N-linked glycosylation
Cellular component (GO): oligosaccharyltransferase complex; membrane
Source: RefSeq, a predicted model, not a curated record